AUGGCGUGGGGUCUUCCAGCUCGUCGCUGGCGGGCUCUUCGUCAAACCUGCGCCCCCAAGCUGCGGCUUUAUUUCAGUCAACAAACCCAUAGUCCGCCGCCGUGGAGGCCGGUGUCUGCUUUGGACGAAUGGGUUGAGCGUGACAUUCGUCCGAUCAGUUUACGACAGCUGACGUUCUUUGGACGGACCCUGACCGAAUCGCGACUCAUCAGCUCUGCCAACUACGUACGGACUGAGCUCCCUACCCGAAUUGCACAUCGCCUGCGGGAUAUCCAACGGCUACCGUAUGUGGUCGUUGCCAACCCCCACCUUUCCCUAGUCUACGAACUCUAUUACAAGGCCUUCGAGCGAUUUCGGACCAUCCCGGAGAUAAAAACGUUAGACGACAAUGACAGGUUCUGCGACAUUCUGCGCAAAACGCUGCAAGAACACCUUGUCGUGAUACCUAAACUCGCAACGGGUGUCUUGGAAUGCCGUGAGCUUGUCGCGCCAGAUGUGCUGGACGAUUUCAUGAAUACACUCCUCCGAGCGAGAAUCUCUCGUCGGGUUAUCGCCGAGCAACAUCUUGCUUUGACGGAAACUUUCAACUCGCCAUGGCACUUUCCUGGCUCUCAAGAUCGCACGGACCUGAAUGCCGACUUUGUUGGGGAAGUGUUCCUCAAGUGCAAUGCAAAAGAGGUUGCUGAGCGAUGUGGAAAGCUGACGCAGGACAUGAUGCGGCAGAGCUCUGGGUCGGAUAAGAUCCCGGAGAUCUCGGUGCAGGGUCACCUCGAGGCUACCUUCCCGUACAUGCUGAGUCACCUGGAAUAUAUCAUUGGCGAGCUACUGCGCAAUUCAAUCCAAGCCGUGAGUGAGCGAUACAAGGGCACUUCAGAGAAACCACCUCCGAUCGAAGUACUCAUCUGCGAGGCGCCACAGCAUGUGAUCCUGCGUGUGUCCGACCAGGGAGGAGGGAUACCGCGCGAGGUUCUACCGUACCUGUGGUCCUUUAACAAGGGCCCUCACAGCAAAUCGCAUCUCCACAAUCUAGGGCAGGUUCCCGCCAUGGCGGCCACGAUGCAGGAGCUGAGCGUGUCGACGGAAAGGAAGCAUGCCGACAAAGAAACAUUCCGCGAGAGCUCGCUGGAUUCGCUGACCUCGCGGCCUCCUAAUCUGCGCUUGGGGAUCGGACUUCCAAUGAGUCGCGUGUAUGCCGAGUACUGGGCCGGCAGCCUGGAGCUCCACAGCCUAGAAGGCUACGGCGUGGAUGCGUUCCUGCAGAUCUCUAAACUGGGGAACAAGAACGAACAGGUGACGACGCGAGCGUCAAUUGAUGCCGUAUGA
Molecule: messenger RNA, 1323 nt
Organism: Aspergillus ibericus CBS 121593
Lineage: Eukaryota; Fungi; Ascomycota; Eurotiomycetes; Eurotiales; Aspergillaceae
Product: protein kinase PKP2
Exons: 4
Coding region: 1-1323 (440 amino acids)
Biological process (GO): regulation of glucose metabolic process; protein phosphorylation
Cellular component (GO): mitochondrion
Molecular function (GO): pyruvate dehydrogenase (acetyl-transferring) kinase activity
Source: RefSeq, a predicted model, not a curated record